This is a messenger RNA of Cynara cardunculus var. scolymus (artichoke), 3274 nucleotides long. Its product is annotated as phosphoenolpyruvate carboxylase 2. Gene Ontology annotation, cellular component: chloroplast; cytosol; apoplast. Lineage: Eukaryota; Viridiplantae; Streptophyta; Magnoliopsida; Asterales; Asteraceae. Gene Ontology annotation, molecular function: phosphoenolpyruvate carboxylase activity. Bases 131 to 3031 code for a protein of 966 amino acids. The record is from RefSeq and is a predicted model, not a curated record. Gene Ontology annotation, biological process: leaf development; tricarboxylic acid cycle; carbon fixation. The transcript has 11 exons.
AGAUCUCCACUCCGCCUCUUUCUCAUCAUCUUCCUCUUCGAUUCUAUCGAUUUUUGAGGUUUGAGUUUGACUCAGACCCCACUUGGUAGUAUCAGGUUUAACGCUUAUCGUUGAGGAGUGUGUGUGGUUAAUGGCUAAUCGGAAUUUGGAGAAAUUGGCAUCGAUCGAUGCGCAAUUGAGGCUUUUAGUUCCUGGAAAAGUUUCAGAGGAUGAUAAGCUGAUUGAGUAUGAUGCUUUGCUUUUGGACAAGUUUCUUGAUAUUCUUCAGGAUUUACAUGGAGAGGAUCUCAAAGAAACGGUUCAAGAGUGCUACGAGCUUUCUGCUGAGUAUGAAGGAAAGCAUGACCCUAAGAAGCUGGAGGAGCUUGGAAAUGUGUUAACAAGUUUAGAUCCAGGGGAUUCCAUUGUUAUUGCAAAAGCCUUUUCUCACAUGCUUAACUUGGCCAAUCUGGCUGAAGAGGUUCAGAUUGCUUAUCGCCGGAGGAUUAAACUGAAGAAGGGUGACUUUGUUGAUGAGGCUAAUGCAACAACUGAAUCUGAUAUUGAAGAAACUCUUAAGAAACUUGUACAUAAGCUUAAGAAAUCCCCUGAAGAAGUGUUUGAUGCACUCAAGAAUCAAACUGUUGAUCUAGUUUUCACUGCUCAUCCAACUCAAUCUGUCCGCAGAUCUUUGCUUCAGAAGCAUGGAAGGAUUCGGGACUGUCUUGCGCAGUUAUAUGCCAAAGAUAUCACCCCUGAUGAUAAGCAGGAACUUGAUGAGGCUUUGCACAGAGAAAUUCAAGCUGCUUUCCGCACUGAUGAAAUCCGGAGGACUCCUCCAACCCCACAAGACGAAAUGAGAGCUGGGAUGAGUUACUUCCAUGAAACAAUAUGGAAGGGCGUUCCUAAAUUCUUACGUCGUGUUGACACUGCUCUCAAGAACAUUGGGAUCAAUGAACGUGUUCCGUAUAAUGCCCCUCUUAUACAAUUUUCUUCCUGGAUGGGCGGUGACCGUGAUGGUAAUCCAAGGGUAACCCCUGAGGUCACAAGGGAUGUUUGCUUACUUGCGAGAAUGAUGGCUGCAAACAUGUACUUCUCCCAGAUUGAGGAUCUUAUGUUUGAGAUGUCCAUGUGGCGUUGUAGUGACGAACUCCGUGUUCGAGCAGAAGAACUCUAUCGAUCAUCAUCAAAGAGAGAUGUCAAACACUACAUUGAGUUCUGGAAACAGGUUCCUCCUACCGAACCAUACCGUGUUAUUCUUGGUGAUGUUAGGGACAAGUUGUAUAAUACGCGUGAAAGAUCACGCCAUCUGUUAGCACAUGACGUAUCUGACAUUCCAGAGGAGUUGGUUUAUACCGAUGUUGAACAGUUCUUGGAACCUCUAGAGUUAUGCUACCGAUCGCUAUGUGCUUGUGGUGAUCGAGUGAUUGCUGAUGGCAGCCUUCUUGAUUUCUUGCGGCAAGUCUCCACCUUUGGACUCUCGCUUGUGAGGCUCGAUAUCCGACAAGAAUCAGACCGCCACACGGAUGUCCUUGAUGCCAUCACUCAACAUUUGGAAAUCGGGUCUUACCGUGAAUGGUCUGAAGAGAAGCGCCAAGAAUGGCUUCUAGCUGAGCUAAGCGGAAAACGCCCGCUAUUCGGCCCCGAUCUCCCAAAAACCGAGGAAAUCGCUGAUGUUUUGGAUACAUUCCAUGUGUUGGCGGAACUUCCAGCAGAUUGUUUUGGUGCUUACAUUAUCUCCAUGGCUACAUCCCCUUCUGAUGUGCUUGCUGUUGAGUUGCUUCAACGGGAAUGCCAUGUAAAGCAACCGUUGAGGGUGGUUCCACUUUUUGAGAAACUUGCAGAUCUCGAUGCGGCUCCUGCUGCCGUGGCCCGUCUUUUCUCGAUCGAGUGGUACAGAAACCGGAUUGAUGGUAAACAAGAAGUUAUGGUUGGGUAUUCGGAUUCAGGAAAGGAUGCUGGAAGGCUUUCUGCUGCGUGGCAACUGUACAAGGCUCAAGAAGAGCUUAUAAASGUUGCKAAAAAGUWYGGAGUUAAGCUCACCAUGUUCCAUGGACGUGGUGGGACCGUUGGGCGAGGAGGCGGACCCACUCAUCUUGCUAUUCUCUCCCAACCACCCGAGACUAUUCAUGGGUCACUCCGAGUCACCGUUCAGGGUGAGGUUAUCGAGCAAUCUUUUGGUGAAGAACAUUUGUGUUUCAGAACUCUUCAGAGGUUUUGUGCAGCUACCCUUGAGCAUGGGAUGAACCCCCCGAUCUCACCACGACCCGAAUGGCGUGCACUUAUGGAUGAGAUCGCAGUUUAUGCAACCGAGCAAUACCGUUCGAUUGUGUUCAAGGAACCACGUUUUGUCGAGUAUUUCCGUCUCGCCACGCCAGAACUAGAAUACGGGCGGAUGAACAUCGGAAGUCGUCCAUCGAAACGAAAGCCGAGCGGAGGCAUAGAAUCUCUCCGAGCCAUUCCGUGGAUCUUUGCAUGGACUCAAACCAGGUUCCAUCUCCCUGUUUGGCUCGGGUUCGGGGCUGCAUUCAAACAUGCCAUCGAGAAAGACAUCAAGAAUCUUCACAUGCUACAAGAAAUGUACAAAACAUGGCCUUUCUUUAGGGUCACCAUCGAUUUAGUUGAAAUGGUGUUCGCUAAGGGUGAUCCUGGCAUUGCUGCUUUGAACGACAAGCUCCUCGUGUCUGAAGACCUAUGGUCGUUUGGAGAGUUGUUGAGAGCCAACUAUGAAGAAACCAAGAAUCUUCUCCUCCGGAUUGCUGGACAUAAGGAUCUUCUCGAGGGUGAUCCGUACUUGAGACAAAGACUCCGUCUACGUGAUUCCUACAUCACGACCCUGAACGUAUGCCAAGCGUACACACUGAAACGGAUCCGUGAUCCAAACUAUCACGUGACAUUGAGGCCUCAUAUCUCAAAAGAGUAUGCCGAGCCAAGCAAACCAGCGGACGAGCUUAUCAAACUAAACCCGAAGAGUGAGUACGCCCCAGGAUUGGAGGAUACCCUCAUCUUGACCAUGAAGGGUAUAGCUGCUGGAAUGCAAAAUACCGGUUAAUUAUCGAUUGUAUCGAAUGCCGGAAAAGUUGUUUCUGUUUCAGGGAUGUGUUUUGUGUUAUCUAAUGUGUAUUAUCGAGUCAUGGUCUUGUUUGCAGAGAGGUAAAUUUGGGUUGUGAGGAUGGUGGUUGCUAAUGCGUGUAGUGCUAAAGUGUACAACGUGCAUCGUUGAUGGUACCUUUUCGAAAAACAGAUGAAUUAUGGUACUUUUCGAAUAAAUAAUGGUUCCUUUUUUUCGUUUUCA